Staurois parvus is the source of this 262-nucleotide messenger RNA. NCBI's taxonomy places the organism in Eukaryota, Metazoa, Chordata, Amphibia, Anura, Ranidae. The record is from the annotation of a GenBank genome assembly.
GGUGGCACUGCUGGGCACAGGUGGGUGGCAUUGCUGGGUGGCACAGAUGGGUGCACUGCUGGGCACAGGUGGGCGGAACUGGUGGGCACCGAUCAUCAGGGCACUGAUCAUCAGUCUCUGAAUGAUCGGUGCCGAUCCCUGCUCUGACAACUGCCGGUUCUCGGCAGUACUUUUGUCACGCUCUGACAGCUGCCGGUUCUCCGCUGCACUUUCCUCACGAUGUCAGAUCGUGAGGAAAGUACUGCCGAGAACCGGCAGUUGU